Molecule: messenger RNA, 1761 nt
Organism: Lachancea mirantina
Lineage: Eukaryota; Fungi; Ascomycota; Saccharomycetes; Saccharomycetales; Saccharomycetaceae
Source: the annotation of a GenBank genome assembly
AUGGAAGCUAAAGAUUCUUCUAAGAUGGGGGACACGAACAGUACUACAGAGCCAAUCAAAAACGAUGAGGUCGUUACCAACAAUCAAUCCAACACACCCAGUAAUAUUGCGAGUCUCGUACGAGUCACCAAGGAAGAGAAAGCGAAUUCUGAAAUCGAAAAGGACAAGGAUGGAUCAAAUAGUGACUCUCUGAAAAGCAAAAUCAAAAGAAGUAGAGCUGACGAGAAAAGAAUGCCUAACAUUGCCAUGGAAUUGGCGAAAAACCGAACCACGGUGAAAAGUCAAUCCCCUUCCCCGUUAGGUGGAUCGUUGGGUGUAUCCUCCAUACCAUUAUCAUCUCUUCUUUCGUCGGAUCCGGCUCAAAACGUCACCCCGGAGAACAUAGCACACCUAUCCAAAGCUGACACCGAUUUCCAGCGCACGACUCUUAGUGCGACAUCGAAACUUAAAGUUUCCUCGCUGUUGUCAGACGCACUUGCGCCAGAGUUAUCAAACUACGAACCAGGAACUGAAACGUCCAAAAACGCCGCUCCAAGGGUUAUAUUACCGACACAGGGUCUUGCAAACACUAUAAAGGAACAAGAUAUGCCAGGAACUGUGGUAGCACGCACAAAAUCACCUAUUAGCAUAUUUGGAAAAGGAAUAUCAGUCCCCGACGCGAUUUCAAGAAGUUCGAGCACUUUGAGUUCGUCUACACAACCAGUUCCUGUGAUCCCGGCCAAACGGAUGCAAUCAGCACCCGUGGGAGAGAAGAAGUCACCAGCCAAGAAGCAAAAUACUCGGAAAGGUAGUGAAAAUGGAGAAAAUAGCAAGAAGGAAAUUUCAAAUUCAUCAGAAACCGCUAAGAAGCCGGUCGCGCGCAGCAAUGCGAAAACGAAAGACGCUAGAAAUACCACAAAAAGCACUGAUUCUAAGAAGGAAUGGACCACUGAAUUGAAGGAGCCAAAGAAGGAGGUAAGCAAGAAGGAGACUAAAAAAGAUGGUAAGAAGGAGAUCAAAGCAACCGCUGCCGAAAAACAGCCUCCUAAGAGUUCCGACAAGAAGAAAGAUGUCAAGACGAAUGAAAACAAGAAGGAGAACAAGAGUGGAAAAAAAGCUAGCGUCAAUUCAAAGAAGAAGGAUGGUACACCUCAGCCAGGCAAAAAAGUAGGAGAGAAUAAGUCCCCUCCAUUCUCUCCAGCCAAACUUGUGCCUGCACCAACCAUAAAACCACCAACAAUUUUAGACGCACUUGAUCAGCCGAAGGAGUCUACAGAGACGGAAGAACCCAUCAUUGUGGUCGAAGUCCCUCUUUUUAGCUCCGAGGGUAACGAUUAUUUAGAUGAAAAUGGUCAAGUUGUCUUGAAUCUUCACAAAUUGAUACAAGACAAGUUCGGUAAACACAGCAAAGCGAAAAGAGCUAUGUUGCCUGAAAUUAAUGACAAUGAUGAUGAUGAUGAUGAUGAUGACGUUGCUGAGGUAGAGGAUGAUGACGGCGUAGAUGAAGAUGAUGAAGAAGAAGAUGAUGACGAUGACAGAAUUGGGGUAACUAAGUCUCCAAAGAAAAAGACUCAUCCAAUGAAGGGCAAAAGCUUGAUAGGGAAAUACGACACUGAAGAUCCUUUCAUUGACGAUUCGGAGCUUCUGUGGGAAGAGCAGCGUGUAGCAACAAAAGAUGGUUUCUUUGUUUAUUAUGGCCCGCUGAUUGAAAAGGGACAGUACGCCAGUUUUGAAAGGGUUAAUGGGACAAUGAAGAGAGGGGGUAUUAAGUACACAAAGUAA